GCUGGCCGUCCCAUCAAUGAUCUUCCGAAUGGACGAAAUGCUGUACGGCCUAUCCUACGUCAUCAAGACCAUGAUCUAUAUUUCCGCGAGCAUGGCGGCCAAUACGGCAUCGGCUACUAUGGUCAUCGUCCCAUGCCUGUCGUCGCCGCAUCGUUGGGAUUAACUUCCAAGCACGUCGAUGAGAAGAAUAUGCCAUCACGCUUGGAGUUCACCAGCGAGGAUUUCGACCCAGCCUGGAAGGAGACACAGGAGCUGUUGCCCGCUCUACGCGACACAGAAAUUGCCGACGGCUUCAAUGGCAUUUUCUCUUUCACUCCGGAUGGUGGUCCCCUCAUUGGACAAGCACCGAAUGUUGAUGGCUUCUAUGUAGCCGAGGCGGUCUGGGUAACACAUUCAGCUGGUGUGGCACGCGCUGUAGCAGAGGUGCUUACCACAGGCCGAUCCCAGAUUGACCUUUCUGAAUGCGAGCUCUCUCGUUUUGAAGAAAUUCAACUCAGCCGUGACUACGUCAGCGAGACCUCGCAGCAGAAUUUUGUCGAGAUCUACGAUAUACUACAUCCCAUGCAACCAAAGGAGUCGCCCCGGAACCUUCGCGUUAGUCCCUUUUAUAACAGAGAGCGAGAGUUGGGUGCUUUCUUCCUCGAGCUUGGGGGGUGGGAGCGUCCAUUCUGGUACGAAUCUAACUCAGAGCUACUGAAGUAUCUCCCGGCACAGUGGCAACCCGUCGGACGAGAUGCCUGGUCAGCACGGUUCUACUCGCCUAUUUCUGCAGUGGAAGCUUGGAAGACACGCAAUGCAGUAGCCAUGUACGAUAUGACUUCAUUUCACCGAUUCGAGGUGUCCGGCCCGGGGUCUAUCGAUCUCCUCCAACGGUUAACUACAGGCGACAUUACUGCCAAGCCGGGGACCAUCACUUACACUCUUCUCCUAAACGAUCACGGCGGAAUUCGCAGUGACAUUUUCGUAUCAAGGCUCAGUGAGGAUGUCUUCCAAAUCGGAGCAAACACGGCCAUCGAUCUGGAAUAUCUAGUUAGAGAAGGCCGUCGCCAAGAACAGCACACUCCGAGCCAAUGGGUCCAGGUCCGUGAAAUUACUGGCAGCACCUGUUGUAUCGGACUCUGGGGCCCUCGCGCCUGGGACGUUAUCAGCACCAUCACCACAGAUGACUUUUCCAACACGGGGCUGCCUUAUCUCGGGGUUAAGAACGCGACUAUCGCCGGAAUCCCAGUCACGGCUUUCCGGAAGUCCUACGUCGGGGAGCUGGGCUGGGAGAUCCAGACCAGUUCCCAGUACGGCCAGCGGUUGUGGGAUGCAAUCUGGCAGGCAGGAAAGUGCCACGGGUUAAUCGCGGCCGGCCGUGCUGCCUUUAACGCUUUGCGGUUGGAGAAGGGCUACCGAACCUGGGGCAGCGAUAUGACCACCGAACACAACCCGUAUGAAGCAGGCGUUGCUUCCGCCAUCAAGACAGACAAAAGGGAAGACUAUGUGGGUAAAGCUGCCAUUCAGCGUCUCUCAAAACAGGCACCCACAAGGCGUCUGCGCUGCCUCACCGUCAAUGAUGGGCGUUCUAUGGUGCUUGGUAAGGAGCCAGUUUUCCUGAAUGGUAAAGCUGUUGGCUAUGUCACUAGCGCCGCGUUCGGCUUCACGGUUCGAAAGCCGGUCGCGUACGCCUGGUUACCCGCGAGCGUAACAGAGGGCCAUACAGUUGAGAUCGAGUACUUUGGGCGGCGUAUUCCAGCUACCGUCACAACAGAGCCACUGUACGACCCGCAAAUGAGCCGACUACAUGCGGACGGCUCAUCAGUGGUACCCGAGAUCCAGAAGCCCUUGAAGAACCUUCUAUAACGAUACUGAUUUUAACGAGCGAUGCAAUGAAAUUAGCGCUGUUUUAUCUAUGUUUAUUCAUUACCGGACUGUACAUGGGAAUAAACCCGAAGGACAAUUUGCCAGGCUAUGUUGAUAGACCCUGCGUAUGUGUCCCCUGAUUUAUUUGUUUUGAUUUUUAACCAUUGCGAUUAUGUAUGUGGCGCAAUGAAUUC
Messenger RNA from Aspergillus caelatus, 2039 nucleotides. RefSeq lists its product as uncharacterized. Gene Ontology annotation, molecular function: oxidoreductase activity; protein binding. Gene Ontology annotation, cellular component: mitochondrion. The record is from RefSeq and is a predicted model, not a curated record. NCBI's taxonomy places the organism in Eukaryota, Fungi, Ascomycota, Eurotiomycetes, Eurotiales, Aspergillaceae. The transcript has a single exon. The coding region runs from base 133 to 1845 and encodes 570 amino acids.